CAACUUUAUCUAUACAAAAACGAAGCAAUCUAGGGGAGAGGGAGGCAUUCCAAUCUGAAAAUGCAAAUUCUUCAAACCUCUUCUUUGUUCUUCACAUUCCCAUCUUCUAAAACCCUCCUUAAACCCCAAUCUUCAAAAUUCAAUUCUUUUUCUUUCUUCCCCUGUUCUUUAUCCAAGCCUUCCCGACCUCUUACACUUAACUGUUUCAGUUCAGAUGAAUUCCCAGUAGGUGAUGACGACGCAUUCCUUGAAGCAUUUGGGCCCAAAGAGAAAGAAUCAGAAGAAGAAGCUCGUCGCAAAAACUGGGUCGACCGUGGUUGGGCUCCAUGGGAAGAAAUCCUCUCACCUGAAGCUAAUUUCGCCCGAAAAUCACUUAACGAAGGUGAAGAAGUCGCCCUUCAAUCUCCUGAAGCUAUUGAAGCUUUUAAAAUGCUUAGCCCAAACUACCGAAAAAAGAAAAUUUCAGAAAUGGGUAUAACGGAAGAUGAGUAUUACGCUAAGCAAUUUGAGAUUAAAGGCGAAAUUCCUGAGCCUUUGAGUACUAUGUGGGCUGGGCCUUUAGUGGUUCGUCAUGUACCGCCUAGGGAUUGGCCGCCGAGGGGCUGGGAGGUUGAUAAGAAGGAAUUGGAGUUUGUUAGGGAAGCCCAUAAGUUGCAGUCAGUGAGAGUGGACUAUGAUAAAGUGGAGGAGAUGGUGAAAAUGGAAACUGAUGAUAUGGGGUUGGACCGGUAUAAGAUGUUCUUGAAGCAGUACAAUGAGUGGGUUGCUGCUAAUAAGGAUAGAUUGGAACAAGAAUCUUAUAAGUAUGACCAGGAUUAUUAUCCUGGGAGGAGAAAAAGGGGAAAGGAUUACCAAGAUGGAAUGUAUGAACUCCCGUUUUACUACCCAGGACAAAUUUGUGCAGGUAAGGUGACAGCUAUACAUCUUUAUCAAGGAGCAUUUGUUGACAUUGGAGGUGUUCAUGAUGGGUGGGUGCCAAUAAAGCGAAAUGACUGGUAUUGGAUCCGCCAUCACAUAAAAGUUGGUAUGCACGUCAUAGUUGAAAUUCUGGCUAAACGUGAUCCUUACAGGUUUCGGUUCCCUAUUGAGAUGCGCUUUAUUGAUCCUAACAUAGAUCACCUAAUCUUUAAUAGAUUUGAUUUUGCGCCUAUAUUUCACCGCGAUGAGGAUACAAAUCUAGAUGAAUUGCGCCGUGACUGUGGAAGACAACCUCUUCCUAGAAAAGACCCUGGAGUCCAAGUCGAAGAAGAACCAAUAUUAUCAAAUCACCCCUACGUGGACAAGUUAUGGCAGAUCCAUAAUGCUGAACAAAUGAUUCUGGAUGACAUGGAGGCAAAUCCUGCUAAAUAUAAAGGCAAAAACUUGACAGAGUUAACUGAUGAUGAAGAUUUUGAUGAAGAAAAUUGCAUUGAAUACUCCAAAGCUUAUUAUAAGAAAGCGUUGCUUCCUAAAAUGAUUACGAAAGUCAGUGUAAAAGAGCUUGACUUGGAAGCUGCAUUUGCUGAGCGUCAGCACCAUAAUAAACUAAGAAUGGAAGCACAAGAACGAGGAGAGGUGUACAAAAUUCCCAAGCUGAGACGAAACAUUGAAAUGGAUGAAUAUGACUUUAUCCAUUGGCGUCGGUCCCUUGAAGAAAGAGAGGCUCUGUUAAGAGAUAUAAGCUGUCGGCGAGCACUGGGGCUUCCACUGGAAGAGCCCGGUAGGUAUGUGGAUCCAAGUGCUUUUGGAAAGGAUCAGUAUGAUCCUGACAGUCCCUUGUAUAGAUAUGACUACUGGGGUGAGCCAAAGAACUCAGAGAAGAGCAAGCAGGAGCGAAUGACGGAUGCUCACAAUAAAUCUAUUGUUGGUAAAGGUACUGUUUGGUAUGAAAUGGCAUAUGAAGAUGCUGUCAAGGAGCGGAUGCAGAUGGAGGCCCAAGGAAUAGUGCGGGAAUUGUAUGAUGAGGAUUCUGACAGCGAUGAAGUUGGUACUGAUGAUGACGAUGAUGAUGAAGAAGACUUUGAUUACAGCAUCCUUGGCGACCCAAGUGCGAAUGUAUCCAACCAACCUUACGUCAAUGGGACUGAAUCUCGGCUAUCAGAUGAAGGAAUGUUUGAAGAUAAGUCAUAGAUAAGAGACUAAUAGCAGCAACACUGUAUUGGUAGCUUGUACAGAGCUAGGGACAUUAUCAAGACGAAGGCAAUAAGUGGGCUUACUCAUUCUUACUGAAAAACGGGGCUGUGAAAUUUGUUGUAAUCUUCAAGAAUGUACUUGUUGCCAUCAAUAGAAAAGCAAACAAUAUUGUGUUCAGUUA
Messenger RNA from Nicotiana tabacum (common tobacco), 2293 nucleotides. RefSeq names its product protein PLASTID TRANSCRIPTIONALLY ACTIVE 10-like. Lineage: Eukaryota; Viridiplantae; Streptophyta; Magnoliopsida; Solanales; Solanaceae. Gene Ontology annotation, molecular function: RNA binding. The record is from RefSeq and is a predicted model, not a curated record. Gene Ontology annotation, cellular component: plastid-encoded plastid RNA polymerase complex; chloroplast.